GGCCUCGCUUUAGUGUUUGAAACUCGAUUUUUUUUCACCAUGCCGGCCCUCGAUCUCGAGAACCCAGGCGUCUCUGCUGUGAGCGCGUUCGGGGAGCUUUUGAACGAGCUGCUCGACGAAGCCUCUGCGGCGAAGGAGACGACAACCAUCGAGCCUGCUCUCUCGAAAUCCGACUUUGCCAACAUCUAUGAUCGAGUCUCCUCCUCGCUUGCCCGCUCCAGCACUACGGGCACUGAAAGCAAUGCGCCCCAAGACUCGCUCCGAUCUCGACAGUUCGCCGUCGUCGAAACAGCGGCUCGCGAUUCCUUCAGCAAGCUAAUCGCGACAACGUCAAUUGAUAGCCCCAAGUUUGUGCGGAUGUGGAAUUUGCUGGACAUUCUCUCGAUACUCUCCGACGAUGGCCAAUGCGAUCCAGCUCUCCUCUUCUGGCUCGUGGAGGAGCUUCUCGACAGCCAGACGAUUGCGGGAUGCCGCAUAAUAUUCGACUUUCUUGAAUCAAGGCGAGAGCGCAUCACGGCCAAGCACUUUAAACAGAAGAACCUUGUUAUUCUUCGAAGUUGCAACGAGCUGUUGCGAAGGCUCUCUCGUGCUGAGGACACAGCUUUCUGCGGACGAGUCUUCAUCUUCAUGUUUCAGAGCUUCCCGCUAGGAGACAGGAGUUCCGUCAAUCUACGAGGAGAGUACCAUGUCGAGAAUGUGACCUCUUUCGAAACCCCGGAAGACGAUGACGGCAAAAUGGAAGUUGAUGCCCAGGCAGAAACGCCAAAGGAGUCGGGCGCUCCUAAAGCGGGUGCAAAGACCGGAGCUCAUGAUUCAAACAAAGCGCAAGCGCCAGAUUCUGACACACUCUAUCCUCUAUUUUGGUCCUUGCAAGAAAGCUUCAGCCAACCCUUGAAGCUGUUCGACGUGGCCAAUUUUACAAAGUUUAAGAGCAGCCUAGAAUUGACCAUCAAGGCUUUCCAGGCGAUCCACGACGACAGCUUGUAUACAUCAAAGUCCAUGGAGAACCUCAAGCGAACUCUCAAGAGAAAGAGGGAUGACGAUGGAACCGAGACGCUUCCAGAGGCGUUUAAUCCCAAAUACCUCACAAGUAAGGACUUGUUCCAGCUUGAGAUUAGCGAUCUCUCUUUCCGGCGACAUGUGCUUGUUCAGGCCCUCAUCAUCACAGACUUUCUCCUAUCCCUAUCAAAGGAAGAGAGGGAGAAGCGAACAAAUAUCAACAUUUCCAACAAGUCAGUCAUUUAUCAUGGCCAGCUAAAUGAAGAAAAUACCAAGUGGGCUGCGGAUAUAAAAAAGGUGAUUUCAGACUAUCUCAAGCAGGGCGCUGAUGGGCCAUACUUUUUUCGCAUGGUAGAAACAGUGCUCGCUAGGGACAAGAACUGGGUCUUUUGGAAGAUGGCCAGUUGCCCGCCCAUCCAACGCGACCCAGUAUCGGCCCAGGGCUUCGUCGAGGCAAAGGAAGCCGCCCAGCGCAUGGCAACUAGCAAGCGGCUGCGGCCAAAUCCUCUCAACGCUGUGCCUCUCGACUUUCUUGCAAACGAGGACGAAACCUCGGCGUUGGAUAAGCUGAAGGAUUCGGAGCGGUGCCAGCUGCCCGAGCUGGAUGCGUUCAAGAGCAAAAUCGCAGACGACGACUUUGAGAUUGAGAUGCCGACCAAUAGCGAGACAAAGGCUGCGGCCGUUGCGGGCAAAGCGAGCAAGAGCUGGAGAGCGCUGCGAAUAGCAUCGAGAUUCAAGCUGGCGGCCUUUGAUAAGCUCGAUGACCCGAAGAAGAUUAAUCUCAUUUUCGAGGACGAUGUCGAAGGGGCUGAAGACGAAGAGGACGCCGAGCCAACCGCGAAUGAGGACGACAUGCCCAAGAAUCGUGACCCCAUCAUCUUGUCUGCGUCAUCCGGCAUCGACAUCUCAUCGUUGAAGGCGAAACUCAUGGAUCUGCACAAGGGGGUAUUCGCCCCUGUGGUGCGCCAUGCCGUGCGCGAACCCGAGGACGGAGAGGUCAAUGGCAAAACCUUUUAUUUUGUCAAGGCCCAUGAGUUUAAUCAGCUGCGAGAUGGCGACCGGUUGGUCGAGUAUACCACUCGUGACGGAGUGGACUAUGGCACAAGCAGCAAGGCCGUCGAAGCCAUUGUUGAAGUGGGCAAAGUGCCCAUCAUUGAGCUUGAUGCCGAGGCCGCCCAAUUCGCCAAGGACAUGGACUUCUCAGCCCGCUACAUCUUCAUCAAAUCCUCCACAGACGAAACCUUUGACGAGUCCAAGACGAAUGAGCUAUUCGACACUGUGAUUGUGGACAAUGACAACAUUGAAGAAACGGCUACCAACGUUGGGCAAUUCAUCUACGCGGACAAGGCAGCGGAAAAGGCCGAAGAAGGAGAAGAGACUCCAGCGAAUGCCGAUGCGAACAUGGAGGAUGCACCACCGGCUGCUGACGGCGACGUGCAGUAGUAAAGCGUAAAACCGACGGCCGGGUUUGCAUACAGACAUUUUAGCUUUUCUUGUGAUUUAUAAUGACGGCAUGGGCUUCAGAUGGGAUAUAAUCUUUUUUGUUUUCAAUGAGUAUUUUUUCAAGUAGUGCUGGCAAAUCGGGUUCGAAGAGAUACCCUAGGGAAUCAGAAGCAGGAUACCAAAUACAUUGGUCAUAUAGCGUGUGUGGCACAUGUACACAUCACACAUAUCUU
Trichoderma atroviride IMI 206040 is the source of this 2675-nucleotide messenger RNA. RefSeq lists its product as uncharacterized. NCBI's taxonomy places the organism in Eukaryota, Fungi, Ascomycota, Sordariomycetes, Hypocreales, Hypocreaceae. Gene Ontology annotation, cellular component: THO complex part of transcription export complex. Gene Ontology annotation, biological process: mRNA export from nucleus; regulation of DNA-templated transcription elongation. The record is from RefSeq and is a predicted model, not a curated record.